GCAGCAGCCACAUGAACCGCAGCAGGGGAUCCAGUCCGCUCCAAGCUCUCCAUGUUGGAACGGAGCAACUUCUCCUCCAGCCGACUCCAGUCGUCCGCCUCAGUCCGCUGCUGCUCCCCUAAACCCCACUGUCUCUCCACUAUGAUGCUGGACUGGAAAUGAAGCUCCAGAACAACUGCAUGAGCGCCUAGCUGGUCGACACAGAGUGAGACAGGCGGCUACAACAAAGGCCUCUGGAUGCAGUGUCUCCUGUGGCUCAGGUGAAAGUUGGUGUAAUGAUUACUAAAAACAAGCAUGCCCCACGUGACAGCAAGACGAGUGCCUUCACCCCAACAAGAGGACGAGCAGGUUGUCACAAUGAAGGAGGAAAAUCUGUUCCAGCGGAGGUUUUCUCUCUGCCCGAAUGCCACCUCCCCUCCCAAAAUUGACCCCCGCUCCCUCACCCGGAACCUGUCUUAUGGAGGAGACAAUGACCUCUACAACCUCAGCCCAGGCAGUGACACAGACAGGAACAGCCUCUCCAUGCUGAGUAAUGAACUUAGUCCUGCCCAAUCACCAGGCAGCAAGUCGGAGUCCAGGAUGUUUAAUGGUGUUGAGAAGGACUGCCCCUCCCCAACAGAGAAGCUAGCCAGGAAGGAAUCUCUUAAGGUCCAAAAGCAAAAUUACAGACAAGAGAAGAAACGUGCAGCCAGAGAACUGUUCACUGCACUGAAGGACCCCAGUGUUGUCAUCAUGUCCAACUGGCUAAAAAUCCGUGGCUCUUUAAAGAGUUGGACCAAGCUGUGGUGUGCCCUGAAGCCUGGAGUUCUUUUGAUCUAUAAGACUCCUAAAACAGACCACUGGGUGGGCACCAUCCUUCUCAGUGCAUGCAAGCUGAUUGAAAGACCGUCAAAGAAGGACGGCUUCUGCUUCAAGCUCUACCACCCGCUGGACAAAUCCAUCUGGGCUGUCAAGGGUCCCAAAGGAGAGAAUGUUGGCUCCAUCACGCAGCCUUUACCAAGCAACUACCUGAUCUUCAGAGCAGCAUCUGAGUCUGACGGUCGGUGCUGGAUGGAUGCCCUGGAGCUGGCUCUCAGCUGCUCCAGUCUGUACAAGCUGACAGCUAAAGCAGGGAGAGAGGCAGAUAUCAGCACGACUUCAGAGUCGUCCCAUAUACUCCACCUGCUGCAGUCAACUGCACUCACUGAAUCUGAGCUCUUACAGUUAAAUGACACUGUGCUGCUGGGCAAUCACCACAUGGAGCAUGAUGGCUUUUCUGACAAAUCUGAGCGGGAGGCUCAUGACGACUGGGACACUCCGGCCAAUGAGAACGGUGGUAGGCUGACAGAGGAGAGCGACAUGGACCAAUCAGACGAAUUGUCCCCCGGCCCGCAGGCCACAGCCUAUGUGGAGCAGAGCACAGAGGAGAUGGCUGAGGCUGGGGAGGCGUCCCAGGUGGAGACAGUAUCAGAGGAGCAUAAGGGUCUCAUAUGGACCCUGCUGAAGCAGCUGCGGCCGGGCAUGGACCUGUCUAAGGUGGUGCUGCCCACCUUCAUCCUGGAGCCUCGCUCUUUCCUGGACAAGCUUUCUGACUACUACUACCACGCUGAUCUGCUGUCACAAGCUGCUCUGGAGGAGAGUGCAUACGGUCGGAUAAAGCAGGUUUUGAGAUGGUACCUUUCCGGCUUCUACAAGAAGCCCAAGGGUCUGAAGAAGCCUUACAACCCGAUCCAGGGGGAAACAUUUCGUUGCUGCUGGCUUCAUCCUCAAACUGACAGUUGCACUUUCUACAUAGCUGAACAGGUGUCCCACCAUCCGCCGGUCUCUGCCUUUUAUAUCUGCAAUAGGAAGGAUGGUUUCUCCAUCAGUGGGAGCAUCCUGGCCAAGUCUAAGUUCUAUGGAAACUCUUUGUCUGCCAUUCUGGAUGGCAAGGCCAGGCUGCUGUUUCUGAGCAGGGACGAGGAGUACAUCAUCACCAUGCCGUACGCCCACUGCAAAGGGAUCCUGUACGGCACCAUGACAUUAGAGCUGGGAGGAAAGGUUACCAUUGAGUGUGAGAAGACAAAGUGUUUAGCAGAGCUUGAGUUCAAACUCAAGCCUUUCCUCGGAGGGUCCAGCUCUGUGAAUCAGAUCAGUGGAAAGAUUUUUCUCGGAGAGGAACUGCUGGCUACUGUUGAUGGACACUGGGACGGUGAGGUGUUCAUCAGUGAGAAACGCUCGGGCCAGCAGGAGACGCUGUGGAACCCGAGCCCUGACAUCCGCAGCAGCCGCCUCAAGAGACAAGUCGUGCACCUGGAACAGCAGGGAGAGUUUGAGUCCGAGAGACUGUGGCAGCAUGUGACCAGUGCCAUCAUGGAUCGGGACCAGCUUAGGGCCACCCAGGAGAAGUUUGUCCUGGAGGAAGCUCAGCGGAAAGAGGCCAGGGAGAGAGGAGACAAAGCCUGGAACCCAAAACUUUUCCAACAGGACCCCGUCACCUCUGAGUGGACCUACAGACACAUUGAUGUGCAGCCGUGGGACCCUGAGCGCUGUCUGGUUCAGUUUGAGAAGGACGGAGUGAUUCAGACACAUGAGAAGAGCCAGAGGCAACACAAUGGACUCUCCUACAGCCACAGCUGGGCCAGCCAACAGAAGGCUAAGGUGAACGGGAAACACAGGAAGGCGAGCAGCCAGCCGUCCAGCUGUAGUCAAAACACAGAGAGCAGCAGCACCACGCCAGAACCCACACACGAGUCCUCGGACAAUGAAGGGUUCUCUAAUCAGUGUGCACGUUGCAGUAAAGAGGUGAAAGACAUCGCCCUGAUCGAAGCCUCCAUCAUAUCCAUACAGAAGACACAGCAGGACAUCCAGAGGAACCUGGUGGCUCUGAGUCAUCAGCUGACUCGUCAGAGAGCGUCAGAGGACGGGGUGUCAUUGACGGGCCGUCACUGUCUCAUCCUCUGUGUCGUGCUCCUCUCACAGCUCCUCCUCAACUACGUCUUCACCUGAGCUGGCUCCUCGGGGAGGAGUUUCCCUCCGACACUGAUCUGUUAUAACCUCCCUCCCAAAAAGCACAGACUCUUAUCAGCAGAAGAGGACAGAGACCUCAGAUCAGUGCUAGGAGGGCAACUUUAUCCUCUAAGAGGGGAGUAGCAUGGACAUUUAUAGCAAUAAACACAGCCACAGCCACCGCCUGUCAGUCAUCUGCGAAGAGGAACGGCACCCCCUAGUGUAGCCAGACUGAAACAGCAUCGGCACACUUGCACUUUGGACAGAGGGAGGAAGGAUGAGAGGCGAGCAUGGCUCGGAAGUUUCGGAAUAAAAAGAUGAAAUGUAUGACAGAGAUGAAGAAUGAUUUUGUAAAAAAAAAAAUGACAGAGAGGAUGUUCACCAUUCCUUAGUGUCUUUUUAUAUUGCCCUGCAAUACUGUUUGUCUUGGUGUGCCUGUAUAUGUGUUCUCUUCGUAUGUACAGCACAGUAGGCCCUAUGGGUGCAGGCAGGUCAGAUUUUCGGGCCUUAACGCUGAAGCCAAAAAGAAGAUAAACAAACAGAAGGAAAAUCUUCCAACAGUGCAAUUCUGUAUGUUUUGUAUUCAUUUACGCCCGAUCACACUCUGUCUCGUCUUUUAAUGAUGAUGAUUUUACCAAAACAGUAUUUAUAAUCCGAGAGGACAAAGAGUACUUGUUUACAGGGGAGCACUGUUUGUGUUUGUACUGACACAUAGGAAGAAAGGAGGCAGGGCAGGGAGCCAAACAGUGUGUCUUUGUAUCUGUGUGCCUGUAGUGCUGUAACAGAAGGGAUAAUAGCUUAGCACUGCUGUGGUGUAGACCAUGACACCAGUGUGUACAAUCAGUUACAUACGGAAGCAGCGUGAAAAAACACAACAACAAUUAGUCAUUUGGCCUGAUAGAAGGGGCUUGUGUGUGUAUCUUGGUCCAUACCAUGUUCAAGUGACUGUUUUAAGAUGUACACACUUAGCAAUGAGUUGUUUGUUUUGUCUUUUAAUCAAACUGUACAUAUUUGUCUGGAGGUCUGUGUUUGAAAAAGAGAUUUCAGAAUGUAUUUAUUGGGUGAUUAACCUUGACUUUCCUAAUCUAAUUCAGCUUGGAGGAUGGAGACCAGGGCUGACAAUCGCUCUCCCAGGGUUGAGUGUGUUCGUCAUAUGUGUCUGUGUGUGUGUGUGUCUGUGUGAGAGAGCACGUGUGUGUGAGUAAGCCAUUAUGGUUGUGCUAUAAUAAAAAGCCAGAUCUGUGAUCUUGACUUCACUGGUUUUUAGUCCUAGAGAUUCAAUCUCCAUCUCCAGUACUGAUCUAACUGACGGGAGAGAAGAGGCGAGCACAAGAAGGAAGUCGACUCUUUGAAUGCUUUUAUUUACACCUUGAUUUGUUUAUUCUUUUCCUUUUUUUCUACUCUACUGCCAUGUUGUAGGGACUCUACAUGCCAGAUAUUUUGUCAUGAUACUCCAGAAAACAUGAUGUUGCCUGAUGUUUUCAUUCAUACCUGUUGUGUACUGUCACACUACAGUAAAACAUUUUAACCCUUA
Messenger RNA from Labrus mixtus (cuckoo wrasse), 4501 nucleotides. RefSeq names its product oxysterol binding protein-like 5 (gene osbpl5). NCBI's taxonomy places the organism in Eukaryota, Metazoa, Chordata, Actinopteri, Labriformes, Labridae. Gene Ontology annotation, cellular component: membrane; intracellular membrane-bounded organelle; cytosol. Gene Ontology annotation, biological process: phospholipid transport. The transcript has 24 exons. Gene Ontology annotation, molecular function: sterol binding. The record is from RefSeq and is a predicted model, not a curated record. Bases 295 to 2967 code for a protein of 890 amino acids.